AUGAGUGGAAUGGCUAACACCACCGACUGGGUGUGGGAUAACAAAGUGAGGGUGACAGAAUCUGAGCUUCCCUCCAAAAGAACUAUGUUCAAUGUUGGAGGUGCCAUUCAUGAAGAGGCUAGGAAUAAAAUGCCGGUAUUUAGCAGUCUUCACUCAGCGAUAGCACACUUUCAAACGUGUAUUCAGUACAGUGAAAUGGCUUCGCAGCGAUUCGUUGACUCAGUAGCCUCAGUAAGUGGGGCUGGUCCUUCAGUGGAAUGCUGGAGGGAUGUCACAGGACAAGAAGAUCCUGUCCAGAAAAUCCUACAAACCUAUGAUGUAGACCUUUUCACAGGGGAAAUCCUGCAUACCUAUGAUAUAGACAUAUUCACAAUCAUGGAACGGCAAGUUGCAAGUGGAAUUCUAACUGGAAUAAAAGAAGGCCUCACAUUCCGAUCUAAUCAAGAGUAUGGGCUCGACGCAAGAUCACACAACGAUCUAAUCAAGAGCAUGGGCUCAACGCAAGACAUAUUCGGAAUAAUCAGAUUAAAUUCACAACUUGAUCUUCUUAACAUCUCACACAAAACUGUAGCAUUAGGAGACUUCAACGCCCACUCCACCAAAUGGGGCUACAAGGAUACAAACAUAGCUGGAAAGGAAAUUAAAGACAUGCUAAACAGCAACCCUCUGGAACUUAUUUUCAGCAAUGAGGAUCCGGCUACAUAUUUGCACUACAAUGGAACCAGAACAACUCCUGAUUUACUCUUGGCUUCAAGCGGCAUCAGUGAGCAUACACACCGCAAAAUAAUUGACGAUCCUGGUUCUGGUCACAAACCAGUCAUUGCUAGUAUUACCAUCGGCAGCAAAAGCAUGACAAGGAAAAUGCCAACUAAGCUAUCAUAG
Rodentolepis nana is the source of this 882-nucleotide messenger RNA. The record is from the annotation of a GenBank genome assembly. Lineage: Eukaryota; Metazoa; Platyhelminthes; Cestoda; Cyclophyllidea; Hymenolepididae.